AGUUCCGACCCCGUCCGAGCACAACACCGCUGCGUGAAAUAGAAAGCGCGCGCCUGCUGCAGCUGUGGUCUGUUGUGUAUUAAAUUACUGGCGUCAUGGACGAGCUCGCGGUGGAAGUGCGAGGAGCGAGUGGAGCUUUCUACAAGGCUUAUAUUAAGGAUGUUCAUGAGAGUACUGUCACAGUGGCUUUUGAGAACAAUUGGCAGCCAGAACGACAGAUUUCUUUCCAGGAUGUUCGGUUUCCACCUCCAACCGGUUUUCAGAAAGAAAUAAAUGAGAGCGAUGAAGUGGAGGUGUACUCUAGGGCUAAUGAUAAGGAACCCUGUGGAUGGUGGCUUGCCAAAGUUCGCAUGGUGAAAGGAGAAUUUUACGUUAUAGAAUAUGCAGCCUGUGAUGCCACCCUAAAUGAAAUCGUCACAUUAGAGAGGCUACGACCUGUGAACCCCAACAAAGCAGCAACAAAGAACACCUUUCUCAAAACCAGACUAGAUGUUCCUGAAGACUUGAGACAGAUGUGUGCAAAAGACUCAGCACAUAAAGAUUUUAAAAAAGCAAUUGGAGCGUUUAAUGUCACUUACGACUCUGAAGAAAAGCAGUUGGUUAUUUUGUCUGUUAAUGAGGUUACAGCAAAGCGAAUAUCCAUGUUGAGUGACAUGCACUUUAGGAGUCUGCGCACAAAGCUGGCGCUGAUACUGAGGAAUGAGGAAGCAACCAGACAGCUGGAGAGUUCUCGGCAGCUGGCCUCAAGGUUUCAUGAACAGUUUGUGGUGCGGGACGAUCUCAUGGGAUUGGCCAUUGGCACCCAUGGAGCAAACAUCCAGCAAGCCAGAAAGAUUUCUGGAGUUACAACCAUUGAUCUCGAUGAAGAGACAUGCACGUUUCACAUCUAUGGAGAGGACCAGGAGGCUGUACGGAAGGCCCGAAGCUACCUGGAAUUUUCAGAAGAUGUUAUCAAAGUUCCUAGGAAUUUAGUCGGAAAAGUCAUUGGCAAGAGUGGGAAGCUGAUUCAAGAGGUUGUGGAUAAAUCGGGUGUUGUCAGAGUACGAGUGGAACCUGAAAAUGACAAAAAGCCUUCUCCGUUAGAGGAGGGUAUGGUGCCAUUUGUGUUUGUGGGAACAAAGGAGAGCAUUUCUAAUGCACGUAUUCUGCUGGACUACCAUCUGAACUAUUUAAAGGAGGUAGAUCAGCUACGAAUGGAGAGACUGCAGAUCGAUGAGCAGCUUAGACAGAUCGGUGGAGGACCCAGAGCUUUGCCGGGACGACCCGAGAAAGAAAAGUCUUUCAUGGCUGAUAAUGGAAUGGGACCCUCGCGAGGUGGAGGCAAACCUUUUGGUCGAGGAGGACGAGGAAGACGAGGCCCAACGCUGGCUUCAGGCACCAACUCCGAGGCAUCUAAUGCAUCUGAGACUGAAUCAGACCACAGAGAUGAGCUCAGUGACUGGUCUCUAGCCCCCACAGAUGAGGAGUCUAUGGGUUAUCCCAAAAGGGCCCCUGAUGGACGCAAAAGGGGUGGGGGGCCCCGUGGUCGUGGGGGUAGAGGAAGAGGAGGAUACAAAACUGAGGACAUGCACUGGAAUGAUUCCCGCUCCCGUAGUUCCAGAGACUCCAAGCUACGACCCCAGGAAGAGUCACUGCAGAUCCGCAUCGACAGCAAUAACGAGAGGAGCAUCCACACCAGCCGAAGCUCUCAAGCUAUGGCAGGAGACAGCGGAGGGAACCGGCAGAGACCCAUAAAGGAACGCGUGAUGAAGAAAGAAAAGCAGGACGGCUCCGACAGCCAGGCCGUAGUGAACGGCGUUUCGUAGAGAAUAACAAGCCCCCCUUCCCCUCAUUCUCCCACUCAGCUCCACCAAUCCAGAUGCUUCUUCAUUAGAGACACAUUAGGCCAAAGAGAACCAGGUCAGUAGGGCUGUCGCAAGACAUGACAUAAAGCACACUUUGUAAUUGUUAGCGGGGUUAAAAGACGAGGUCUCUUGGUGUACGGUGUGUUGAAUUUGGUAGUCUUCACGGAUUAGAGAGACCGGUCUCUAAAUCUCAACUGAAGCUACAGGUUUUCUAAUUGACUUUCUAAAUAACUACCUAAAGAAGCUGUGGAUAAAAUGUCUCUCAUAAAUGGAAUAAAAACAAAAAAAAGAGCUUUUCCAAGAAAUUGGUUUUUAAAGUUUGUUUUCCACAAUGUCCAAAAAAAAGGGAAAGAAACGCAUUGGAGGAUGAACUCAAGCUCUCGACGCCCAAGUUUAUGCCACAUCUCAUGGCAUACAUUGUUUUUACACGCUUUGGUGUCCAUGGUUUCUCGAGCCCAUU
Molecule: messenger RNA, 2304 nt
Organism: Danio rerio (zebrafish)
Lineage: Eukaryota; Metazoa; Chordata; Actinopteri; Cypriniformes; Danionidae
Gene: fmr1
Product: fragile X messenger ribonucleoprotein 1
Biological process (GO): regulation of translation
Cellular component (GO): synapse; growth cone; dendritic spine
Molecular function (GO): nucleic acid binding; RNA binding; mRNA binding
Source: RefSeq, marked provisional